GGAAACUGCAAAGAUAAGGACCUUAGGACCUGGGAACUAGGGAAGCUGUGAACGACCGGCCGUUUCGCAAAAAAAAAAUUCUCCAUGUAUAGGGCUAGGAAAAGAUGGCGUCGGAAGAAGAGACUGUGAAUCUGCGGAGCAAGGGGAGUCAUGGUACAGAGAGGGGCGUGGAAAGGAACGAAGGGUCAAUAAGGGACCGAGAAUCAGCAAAUCCGGAGGGAACAAAGGAAGACGGGAAGGACCUCUCAACGGGAGAAAGUUCGGGAAAGGCCGAGGGAAGUACACGAGGAUCUCAAAAGAAUAAGGAAGGAAGGGACAAGGAAAGAUCAAGUCCGCGAAACUCAGAUGGGAUCAUAGUCAAGAAAGCGAAAGUCUCGGAUGCCCGGCGUAAGCUGGCGAAAAUAGAGAAGCGAACCGCGAAGUAUAAGGCAAAACUUAUUGAAGAGAUGAUGGCUGGGAACGAGAGGGACCUUCCGGGAGAGGAGCUACGAGAGGAGCGCAGGACUAGCCAGGGCGAAAUCAAGCACGGAGGGAAGGAUAGUAGCCAUAAGGGGACGCCUAGCAAGAAAGGGAAGGAGAAGGGGGACUCCCCGGUUGUAGAAGUGAAAAAAGCUAUAAACCCACCUGCCAUAGACAGUGGUGCUAGCCGCUUACCUGCCGCGCCAAAAAUAAUGAAGGGGUGCGACGGACUUUGGGGUCUCAGAGAAAGGGUACUAGGGUGGUUUGAUCCGGAGGGAACAGCAACAACCGGAGAAAAGCGGAAGGAUAGCAAGGAAGGAGAAGAGACUAGUACGGCUGGUGAAACAGGUAAUUCUGAGGGCGGGCUCAAGAAAAUAGUAUCCAUCCUCACUAGGGUAUUGAACAAAAGUCAGGGCUACCUCGCAGAUGUCAAAAAGAAGCUCACCUUUGAUGGGGCGAACAUCACCGAAUUCCUGAUAGACUACGAGAAUCUAGCAUCCCUGUUGAAAUGGAGCGAGGAAGAAAAGAUGGACCACUUAGGGCAGCAUGUGUCACUAAGCUUAGGAAGGGACAUUAUGGCCAUCGUCGCCGCCAGUGGAUCUUGGAAGGAGACCCGAAAUGAGAUGAUGAGGAAGUAUCUAAAGGCGGAGAAAAUGGCAACAAAAGCCCAAUUGGCAGCCGUGCAGAGGAAGAACUACGCGACUUACAACGACUUCCUGAGAGCGUUUACCCUAGUAGCGUUACGAAUUCCCGGGGUAACGGACCGGAUCAUGAGCAAGUAUUUCCUUAGACAGUUCUCCAAGUUCGACAAGGAUAAGAUUUUGUCGUCCUAUCAACAGACUAGCAAGUUUGAAUACACGAGGGAUGUAGACUUCAUUACGGUAAAGACGGUGGUAACUGAGACGUUAGCCUUGCUUAAGGAGGGAGAGGUCAUAGACUUGACCGGAAAGACGGGAGACAAGGUGAAGAAGGGAAUAGAAAGUCUACACGAGCAGGUGCACGAAGUCGAUAAUAAGAUAGAAAGAGUGGAGAAUGCACUAUUGGUAAUGCAGGCGCAAGUUUUCCGCCCCGCCCUCCCGCCCCAAGAGGCCGUAGUUCCGACAGCAGUAGCCAACCGAGGAUACGAAGCCGAGCCAGUAGCCGACAUUGUUUGGGAUCAGUCGCGGGGUCGCGGACCACAAGUCAAUUUUAUCCUAGAAAGUAAUGGGCAGGAUAAGGUGAACAUCACCACCCGGCGGGCACGGGCGGAGAAGAAACUUAUUCGAGAUAUGGUAACGGAGGACGUUGCGGGAACCAGCGCAAAUCAAGGCGAACACGAGACAGGGGAGCUAGGGAAAGCCUACGGAAAAGCAAGGGAAGAAGAGCUGAUAGACAAAGCCACGGCGGCAAAGAAGAAGUUCAAGUACCAAAUCCCGAUCUUGACCAUGCCAGAAAUCGACGAUACCCUGAGCAAAUUGCUAGUUAAGGCAGGAAUCAGGGAGUCGAUCUGGUCAUUUCAACGGAUGACCGUGAUGGAGGAAAUGGACCAUGACAUAAUCCUUGGGAGACCAUGGUGCGCCAACAUAGAAAUGAUAGGCAUGCACCUGCACGAUGGCACGUACAUGAUAGAUAUAGAGGACCCCGUGACCGGCCGGGGAGAGCUCCUCCAACUCCUUGGGACCGGAGGGGACCCUCCGAAGGGGAAAUUGGCAACUUGGUCACCAAUAUUCGAAGAUAGUACGCGAAAAGGAGCAUUUGCCCGGAUGGAGGGUAUGAGAGAAAGAGUGGAAAUUAUGAUAGAGGAGUCCUUUAGCAAAAAGGAAUGGAUCAAGAUGGGCCUACCUCUGAAGAAAAAGAGGCAAGAAGACGAGGUUCUAGGGGUCAUGGUGGCAGAAAAGGAGCCGGGAGUUGAACUCGAGGCCAAUCUGCCUAAACCGAAGGAGUGUCGGAAGGAAACGCCGAAAGUAACGCUCGAAGUUCCGAACCUGUUGCAACUUAUUAUGCCUAUCAAGUACCACAAAGUAGGAGUGGACCCGGCAACACUCGCCAAAUUCGAGGAUGAGGUCCAAAAGGGCUACUGUCUGAACGGAAAGAUAGUCAGUAUUCAACCCCGUGUCGCGGAAGUAGCAAGGCCGAUCCCGACCAUUUAUUUUUCAGAAGAACGAUCCCAGAAAGGAAGUGUUCGAAAGUACAAGCCAGUAGGAAAGAAAGCCAAGCCAGUCUCAAUCCUAGUGGAGACAUCAAGGGAGGAGGCCAUGGAGAAAGAGGAAGAAAUCUUGCGGGUAAUAAGGGAGAGACGAGCGGCGGAAGGGCAUCGGAUACCCGAUGAGGUAGCAGACACCAUAAAGAUAGGGAUAGAUGGGUUCCUAACGGUGGAAGAGACCCAGCUGAUGAGGAAAGCGUGCCAGGAGUUUCACUUAGCAUUUGCUUUCAAUAACCAUCAGAAAGGUCGAUUGGAUGGAAAACUAAUUUCCCCCGUUAGGAUCCACACAGUGGAACAUGAGCGCUGUAACGACAAAGGGUCUGCCUACGAGUUCGGAAUAGCAGCAGAAGUUACCGAACUGCUCAGAGCCAAGAUAGACUCAUUCGUGGCCGAAACCACUGCAUCCCCCUACGCAAACAAGUGUUUUUUUUUUGGGAAACCCAAUAAGACGCUCAGAUGGAUCCAGGAUUUGCAGAAGCUGAAUGCAGUAACAAUCCGGGAUGCAGGAUCGCUUCCACAGGCCGAUCUGCUCGCAGAAUCUCACCCUGACCCGGCAAAGACGGAUAAGAUCUCUCAAUGGCCAACACCCUUGCGCACUACAACGGAAGUACGAGCCUUCCUAGGGGUGGUUGGAUUCUGGAGGGUCUUUAUCAAGGGCUUUGCCAAAAUAGUCGAGCCCGUCCGUGCGAUGAUUAGGGAUGGAGGGACUAUGGAAUGGACCGAGGACAGGGACGCAGCGGUUCAGACCCUCAAAGACAUCCUCUCCUCCGAUCAAGUCACCUUGGCAGCGCCCCGCUUCAACGACAAGGUGACACGGCCCUUUAUUCUGGAAACAGAUGGAGGACCAUUGGCGGUAGGAGAAGUCCUGAUACAAAAGAGCGAGGAGGGCAGAGAAAGGCCUAUCAGAUUCGAGAGUAGGACCCUGAAUUCUACAGAGCGGCGAUACUCCCAGUUCAAGAAAGAGGUCUUAGCCAUUCUACAUUGCCUUAAGACCUUUCAGGCAUACCUAUUCGGAAGACAGUUUAUCAUGAGAAUCGAUCCGACCAACGUCGCCGGGGCAUUAAAGAACUAUAAGCCUAUAGACCCGACCGUUGGGAGAUGGAUAGGCUUUAUCUGGCAGUUCGACGACAAGGUCGAGCGAAUUGCGGGGCUCCGGAACAGGGCAGACGGGCUAAGUCGGGUCUGCAUCACGCCGAAAGGAACAGAGGAGGAGGAACCAAUCGACGCCUUCCUGGAAUACAAAGGAGGAACCCUCGUCACGGAUAAUGAGAUGAUGAACCUCGCGUGCACACCAAGACAGUUGCUGAUUCAGACCCAGGAAAAAGGGGCGCCUGCUGUAGUUGCGGAACUUAAGGGGCCAGUCACCACGAUUAGACGAAAAGAUGAGAAGGAUUCGUGGGAGGAGCUGAUAGCGAUGGCCGCUGAAGGAGGUCGGGGCGCCGUGAUGUAUAUCUUGGAUGCAAGAGACAACCUCAGUGGUUAUGUAGAGGCAGUGGCGCUUAAAAGAAAGACGGGGAAGGGAGUGGCCGACUGGGUAGAAAACUUCUACCUAAGGCACCCCUUCAUUCGAAGGUUCAUAGCGGAUAAUGGGACGGAGUUCGUCAACCACGAAGUGAUAAGCAAGCUUAAGACGUUGUGCGUACCUAUCAAGAUCAUUGAGCCAUAUCAUCCUGAGGCCAACGCGCCUAUAGAAAGGGGGCACCGGACCUUGAAAAACACAAUUGCUAAGCUAGCGGCAGAUGACCUCGAGAACUGGCCUCGGUCCCUUAAGCAGGCGGUCUUCGCAGAGAACAUGACGCCGAAAAGGACGACGGGAUGCAUUCCGGCAAAACUCUGGUAUGGAAAGGAGAUUGAUUUCCCGGUGGAAGCAUUGGCAUCUACCUGGAACAGGCUAGACGACAAUCCGCACAUGUCUACAGAGGAACUAAUCACCGCGCGAUGCCAAUAGGUCCUUAGAAAUGAGGAAGCCUUGGAAGAUG
Messenger RNA from Chara braunii, 4620 nucleotides. NCBI's taxonomy places the organism in Eukaryota, Viridiplantae, Streptophyta, Charophyceae, Charales, Characeae. The record is from the annotation of a GenBank genome assembly.